This is a messenger RNA of Oncorhynchus gorbuscha (pink salmon), 3536 nucleotides long. Its product is annotated as actin-binding LIM protein 3-like. The coding region runs from base 491 to 2614 and encodes 707 amino acids. Gene Ontology annotation, biological process: cytoskeleton organization; lamellipodium assembly; cilium assembly. Gene Ontology annotation, molecular function: actin filament binding. NCBI's taxonomy places the organism in Eukaryota, Metazoa, Chordata, Actinopteri, Salmoniformes, Salmonidae. The transcript has 23 exons. The record is from RefSeq and is a predicted model, not a curated record. Gene Ontology annotation, cellular component: stress fiber; actin cytoskeleton.
CCUCAGAAAAAAACACGGUGAACGUUCGCUCCACCGUUUGCUCGCGUGCCACACCGAACCUGCGCGCUGUGCUUCCGUGACGUCGCUCCAUUGGAGCCUGUGGUUGGAGCGCGAGUUCCUUUCACGUAUCUACUGGGAGAGAGGAGAGCGAGCGCACGGCGGUGCCAGCCAUGGUCAGCGCUUUGAGAGAACACUGAAAUCAACCGGGAGGGACAACAUCCUAGACAUGGAAUGCGACUGUGCAACAUUGUGUCUUUCCUGGCUGUCUGACGUGAUUUGUCUGCUCAACCAUUGAAAAGGAGGAGGUUUGUCGUUUACGUAUUGGAUUCCAGAACACCCCGGUCUCUAUUUCUCUUUCCAUUUCUCCCCCUCGGGUUGAAAAGUCACCAGAGUGGAAAGGAUAUUUCGCUUUAUUGGAAUUAUAGCUGCUCUGAAGAUGAUCUCCGGUGUUUUCUGGGAACAUUGUCUUGGAUGAGAACCUGUGAGCAUCAUGACUACCAAUGCCUAUCAGCAGGGCUCUUUGGGCAGUGAGCGGAGCUCUGGACCUAUCCGGUGCCAGCGUUGUCGGGAGGUGUGUAAGGGAGAGGUGGUGCGCGUUCAGGACACACACUUCCACGUCAAGUGUUUCACCUGCACAGUGUGUGGGUGUGGCUUGGCUAGAUCUGGGUUCUAUCAGAAGAGUGGUGAGUACAUCUGUACGUCAGACUACCAGCGUCUGUACGGGACGCGUUGUGACCGCUGUGACGGAUUCAUCACUGGGGAGGUGGUCUCUGCUCUGGGGAGGACCUACCACCCUACCUGCUUCGUCUGCAGUGUCUGCAGGAAGCCGUUCCCUAUCGGAGACAGAGUGACGUUCAGUGGGAAGGACUGUGUGUGUCAACAGUGUUCUCACACACUCGUCACCUCCAACGAACCAAUCAAGAUCCAUGGACCCAGCCACUGUUCAGGGUGUGGAGAGGAUAUAAAACAGGGACAGUCUCUGCUGGCGUUGGAGAAACAAUGGCAUGUCAGCUGCUUCAAGUGUCAAACCUGCAACAUGGUUCUCACUGGGGAAUACAUCAGCAAGGACAACGUGCCGUACUGUGAGUCUGACUACCACGCCCAGUUUGGGGUUAAGUGUGAGACGUGCAGCAGAUACAUCAGUGGACGGGUACUGGAGGCAGGGGGGAAGCACUACCACCCUACCUGUGCCCGCUGUGCCCGAUGUCACAUGAUGUUCACAGAGGGAGAAGAAAUGUACCUGCAUGGUGGUGAAGUGUGGCAUCCUUUGUGUAAGCAGGCGGCCAGAGCAGAGAGAAGACUCAGGCACAGACGUCUGUCCGAGACCUCCAUCUCUCCACCGGGUUCGUCUAUUGGCUCUCCCAGCCGCGUCAUCUGCGCCAGGGUGGAGAAUGAGAUACUAGACUAUAAGGACUUGGCUGCACUGCCUAAGGUCAAGGCCAUAUACGAGGUCCAGCCACCUGACCUCAUAUCAUCCUACCAGUCCCAGCAUCAUCCUACCAUAUCAUCCUACCAGCCCUACCCCAGAUACUCCUCAGAUGACAUAGAGACCUUCAGCUAUGGAGAGUCACCUGGGACUCUCUGUUCUCAGAAGCUGUAUUACAAUAUAGACAAGAGACAGAGACAGUGUUCCAGCCCUGCCUACAUGGACGGCUCUCCCUCCUUCAACCGCCAAGCCAUGUCUCCCAUCAUGCCUCACUCACCGCAGCACUAUGGACACCCUGUGCUGGCUGCAGGCUCUGAGAGUGGCAGGAGCUCACCCUAUUACGGCUCGCUGGAUGGGCGGCCUAGUUCUCCUACCACAUACCACGCCCCCAAGCAUUUCCAUGUACCAGCCUCAGGUGAACCCAACAUCUACAGCAAACCUCCCAUCUAUAAGAGAACGGAUAAUCUCCCAGCCACCAAAAGCAGGACCAGCGAAGAUCUAAUCACAUCCUCCAGACUGUCUACCUUCUCUCCAGAACCCUACACACAGUCAGAGUCUGACUCCUACCCCUAUCCCAGCUCCCCUAAAGCUCUCCGUGCUCCUAGGAGAAGGUAUUCUACAGGAGGAGAUGAAGAGAACUGGAGUCACAGCAGUCUUCAAAGAAUCCAGAGUGGUAUAGGGAGGAUGAUCCUAAAGGAGGAGAUGAAAGCUAGAUCUGGUUGCUAUGACAACGACCCUUGGGGCAGCGCCCGGAAUUCCCGCAACGGCAGCAAGGAGGCUCUCACCACUACCAGCUACAACAGCACCGGCUACAACAACACUGUCAAUGGCUCUCCUCCAUCCCAUUACAGCUUAGACAGUGACUCAUACAAGUCAGCCUCUCUACCAGGAUACAGGCGGAAGGGUGUCAACAGGCCCCAGAGUGCAGCCGCAGACUACUACCAGCAGUAUGACAGCAGCAGUGAUGUCAACUGGGGAACCAGAGAAUACAAGGUGUACCCGUAUGAAGUACUGAUCGUGACCACCAGGGGGAGACACAGACUGCCUAAAGACGUAGACAGAGCCAGACUGGAGCGUCAUCUGAGUCCUGAGGAGUUCCUACGGGUGUUUGGGAUGAACUUGACAGAGUUUGACCGGCUGGCUCUCUGGAAGAGGAAUGAAAUGAAGAAACAGGCCCGACUCUUCUAACCAUGGAGAGAGAGAAAAUUAGAAGAGAGAGAGAGAGAGAGAGAGAGAGAGAGAGAGAGAGAGAGAGAGAGAGAGAGAGAGAGAGAGAGAGAGAGAGAGAGAGAGAGAGAGAGAGAGAGAGAGAGAGAGAGAGAGAGAGAGAGAGAGAGAGAAACUGUUCUAAAUAGAGAGAGACUGUUAAUGACAACAGAGAGAGGUCUUACGUCAGAAUGAGAGAGUUGCGACAGACAGACAGACAGACAGACAGACAGACAGACAGACAGACAGACAGACAGACAGACAGACAGACAGACAGACAGACAGACAGACAGACAGACAGACAGACAGACAGACAGACAGACAGACAGACAGACAGACAGACAGACAGACAGACAGACAGAAUGUGUAAUUUCACUGCCACAGACUGAACUAAACCCUCCCCACCCCACCACUGACCAGGGUCAAAAGAGAGAGAGACAGAGGGAGAGACACAAAGGUCAGGAGACUUUUGGCUUUGCCUUACUAUUGUGGAUGAUUUUAUACCUUUUGAGUGUGCAGCACCAGCAAACUAAGUGACUAGAAUGUAGAUAUCAUUUACACCACUUCACCACAUCAGAAUGAAUGAAUGAAUGAAUUAAUGGAUGGACGAAUAAACACACAAUGCUUAUGAUUUUUACAUGGAUGCUCAUUGAUGAUCAUUUCUCCUUCUACUUUACUACUUGUAUCUUGUGGUUUACAGUGAUACUGGCUAGACUACAGUUGUUUGCAGUUAUGAAGACGUAUCCAGUCACAACAUGUAGGUUGCAGAUAAACACGUAUUGAUCCUAAUCCUGGGCUGAAAACGUGCUCAAUACAGGAAUGCAUUCUGUAACUAUCUCCUUUUCAUAGCUAUUUACAGUUACAUCAUGUAUCAUUUAUUCCAAUAAAAUGAUGUUUUCAUGUG